This is a messenger RNA of Gambusia affinis (western mosquitofish), 1861 nucleotides long. RefSeq names its product wingless-type MMTV integration site family, member 1 (gene wnt1). The record is from RefSeq and is a predicted model, not a curated record. The coding region runs from base 16 to 1128 and encodes 370 amino acids. Gene Ontology annotation, molecular function: frizzled binding; cytokine activity. Gene Ontology annotation, cellular component: extracellular region. Gene Ontology annotation, biological process: neuron differentiation; canonical Wnt signaling pathway; cell fate commitment. The transcript is spliced from 4 exons. Lineage: Eukaryota; Metazoa; Chordata; Actinopteri; Cyprinodontiformes; Poeciliidae.
UGAACCGAAGCCACGAUGAGGAGUCUGGCUCUGCUGUUGGGAGUGAAAGCCGCCUGCAUCCUCCUCGUGUCUUCGCUUUCCCGCACAGGGGCCGUGAACAACAGUGGCCGGUGGUGGGGAAUAGUCAAUGUGGCUUCCUCAUCCAACCUCCUCACCAACUCCAAGAGUGUGCAGUUGGUCCUGGAUCCCAGCCUGGCCCUCCUGAGUCGUCGCCAGCGCCGGCUGAUUCGCCAGAAUCCUGGCAUUCUGCACGCCAUCGCUGCAGGGCUGCACACAGCCAUAAAGGAGUGCAAGUGGCAGUUCCGCAACCGCCGCUGGAACUGCCCAACCACCUACAGUCCAGCAAUUUUUGGCAAAAUUGUCAAUCGUGGUUGCAGAGAGACUGCGUUUGUGUUUGCCAUCACCAGCGCUGGAGUGACUCAUGCUGUGGCCCGAUCCUGCUCAGAAGGAGCUAUUGAGUCGUGUACAUGUGAUUAUCGGCGCAGAGGUCCUGGAGGCCCAGACUGGCACUGGGGGGGCUGCAGUGACAACGUGGACUUUGGCAAGAUGUUCAGCCGUGAGUUUGUGGACUCCAGUGAGAGGGGCAGAGAUCUGCGAUACCUCACCAACCUACACAACAAUGAGGCUGGAAGAAUGACCGUGUCCUCAGAGAUGCGUCAGGAGUGCAAGUGCCAUGGCAUGUCUGGCUCCUGCACAGUGCGGACCUGUUGGAUGCGCCUACCCAGUUUCCGCACGGUGGGAGAUUUCCUCAAGGAACGCUUUGAUGGCGCAUCCAGAGUCAUUUACGCCAACAAGGGCAGCAACCGUGCCUCUCACCGAGCCGAGCCCAGACAUCUGGAGCCAGAAAACCCAGCUCACAAACCCCCGUCUUCCAUGGACUUGGUCUACUUUGAGAAAUCGCCAAACUUUUGCUCUUACAAUGGCAAAAUUGGCACUUUGGGAACCUCUGGAAGAACAUGCAACAGCUCGUCUCCAGGCCUGGAUGGAUGCGAACUGCUGUGCUGCGGACGUGGAUUUAAGACUCAAACUGAGAGCGUGACUGAACGUUGCCACUGCACGUUCCACUGGUGCUGUCAUGUCAGCUGCCUGAACUGCACUAGCACACGAACGUUACAUCAGUGUCUAUGAUUGAAGGUGGAACAUUUGAGUUAAUAUUUGGGCAUGUAUUGGAGACAAAAAUAGAACUUUUUUUUUUUUUUAAAUCAAAGCAGGUUGUUGCUUUAGAGAACGUGAGGCUCUCAAGUUAAGGUGUUCGGAAGAGGUCAUGAAAGUUUAAAUCCAGCUAAAGUGACAAAAAGAAACUUUCUGGCACAAAGAUCCUACCUGCUUUUCAGAAAGACAAAGUAAAGCACACAUGUAUGAACAGGGUAUCAAAGGGACACAGGUGCUUACUUUUUAUCCAUUAUUUUUGGCAAAUAUUUGAACACAACAAAUAUUUAUGUUGAAGGGAAAUCCCCCACCAUGCUGAGAAUAGCAUAGAAAUAAAAGGAUUUAGUGAACAGAUUGCUGCAACCAUCCACUAAUGUCUAAGUGGGAAGCAGGGCAGUGUUUCACAGAUGUUUCUGAAGCCACAGAGCAGAGAGCUACAAAUAUGUUCUCCUAUUACCAGGCAAGGAACACUCUCGACUCGGCUUGUUUACGCAGAGCUUGGGUGCUCCCAACCACUUCUAAUUUCCUUCGCUUCUUUAGAUUUCUCUGUUUCUUAAAUCCCUGAAAACAGAUUUGCCACUUGAAUUCUUGACCAGAAAAAUGCUGGUAAAUUCACAGUGAGUCACCAGACAACCACAUUAUUUGAAUGUAUUAUGAAUACACUGAAUAUUGUGUUAAGUUUUGCAUCAGUAUUGAGGAAUGAUAAAGUUGG